CAAGACUCCUCUAGAGCUUGUCAGUUGCUGCGAAUCAACCACUGCCAUGGCCUCCCUUCGCACUGCGGGCAUGCUUCGGCAUCUCGCACACCCUUGCUCUCACGUCCGUACGCUGCGCGCCUCCAACCAACGACGAUGGGCUCAAGUUCACGAUGUGCGCUUCCUCGCCACGACGCAGCAACCGCGCAGUGUCAUCGAGAAGUACCGCCAAAAGUUGGAGAACAAGGCCAAAGAGGAGGGCCUGCCUGAUAUCGACGCUCUUAAACAGGCAUACAAGGACAAGAUUGAGCGCCUGCGCAAGGAAACCGACGCUGCAACUAAACUACCGGGUGCUCCCGCUCCAGCUACCCCCACUGCUGCUGAUGCCGCUGAGUUGGAUGCUACCACAACAACCACAACCGAAGCCGCCAAACCUUCUUCCAAUGCCACGCCAGAAACGCCGAAGAAACCAGUAUCUUCAGGCUCCGGCUCCGGCUCCGGCUCCGGCAUCAAACCGCUAUCCGAGAUCCUCGAUAUGACCAAGGCCCGCGACUUACCCAUCAAGGAACUCUCCGCCAUCUGGCGUCUGCGCUACGCCACCAACCCUCACUCUCUGUGCGCCGUCAUCCCGUCAGAGACCUAUUCAGCCAUGGACACGUUGGCGCGCUCGCGCCCUCAGUUCGUGCUUCCUGUGCCGCACCCGGAACAGGGCGCGGAGAUCCACUUCCUGCAAUGGACCUGGGACGCGGCGACGGCGACGUCGACGGUGCUGUUCACGCAGCUGGCCGAGUACAAGAACCGCGGCGAGUUUGCGCAGCCGCACACGACGGUCACGCACUACAUGGACUUUAGCGUCGACAAGGGCGUCGUGCUGAUGCAGGGCCAGGUCAUGGAGGAUAGAGGCGUCAAGCCCGAGGAUGCGCAGUGGUUGCUCAUGUGCCUCCAGAGGUUCUACGGCGGUUGGGAUGGUACUGGUGGCGAGCAGGGCCAGCAGAGGGCGAACGAGCGCAGGAAUCUGUUGGAUUGGUUCGCAAGUGGUGACCAGAGGUUUAGCGUGGAGAAGCUUAUGGAGGAGGCGGAGAGGAUGGGUUAGAUGAUGGUUGGAUGGGAUGAUGCGGUAAAUGGGCAACAGGCCGUUCGUUGCAUCGACAUUACAUCAACCGGAAGCCAGAACAGGGCAGAUUCUACAAACGUACAGUACUCAAAAAUCGUUCUUCUCAACAAACAUCUCCCAAUUACACCUUUUUCAGAGCUUUGAUCCCGCAGCACGCUCCUCUUGCUUCACCUUGUCUCUCAGCAUCCUCCGAAGAAUCUUUCCACUAGGCGACUUGGGUACCUCUGCAACAAACCGAACACCUCCGCGGAGCUUCUUAUGGGGAGCGACUUGCUUAGCGACAUAUUCCAUGAUCUCCUGCGCCUUGCUAUCGCUGGCUUCGAUGCCUGGUCUAAGGACGACGUACGCCCGAGGCACUUCGGUAGCCUGGCUGCGGUCAUCGACACCAAUAACGCAGACAUCCGUUACAUCACUGUGGCCUAGGAUGAGACCUUCGAGUUCGGCUGGUGGGACGGGGAAGCCCUCUGGAAGAAAGAUAAAAUCAGUGAUCAGUCCACGUCUGUUCGGUCACGUACCGGGUGAGAAAAAGGAACAACUUACUGAACUUGAUCAACUCUUUGAGACGAUCCACGCAGUACAUGUUGCCGUACUUAUCGAUGUGGAACAUGUCUCCGGUCUUGAAG
This is a messenger RNA of Neurospora crassa OR74A, 1716 nucleotides long. RefSeq names its product F1 ATPase assembly protein 11. Gene Ontology annotation, cellular component: mitochondrion. NCBI's taxonomy places the organism in Eukaryota, Fungi, Ascomycota, Sordariomycetes, Sordariales, Sordariaceae. The record is from RefSeq and is a predicted model, not a curated record. Gene Ontology annotation, biological process: mitochondrial proton-transporting ATP synthase complex assembly. The transcript has 2 exons. The coding region runs from base 47 to 1072 and encodes 341 amino acids.